Molecule: messenger RNA, 5120 nt
Organism: Lymnaea stagnalis (great pond snail)
Lineage: Eukaryota; Metazoa; Mollusca; Gastropoda; Lymnaeidae
Source: the annotation of a GenBank genome assembly
UGUUCGACUUGAGCUGAACCACUUCGAGCCGCACUGUGAGAAGUGCGUCGCGGCCAAUGACCCGUUCAACGUCAGUGGCAGACUCGUGCUCGAAGCCGCAGAGACCGCCAGCACCGUCCCCAUGUUCGUUCUGUUCGACAUCUUGUGCAGGCAAGGACUGGGGCACUAUCAUCCCUCCAUCGCCAAGGACGUGUGGAUAACGGUGAGCUUAAAAAAAACAAACAACAAAAACAAAAAAACAAACGUGUUACAGUAUCUGCCUGUGUUUGACAUGGUUGGUCCGGCCAUGAAGCUUAUUUCAGAUGAUGUCCAUGUAUUAGAUCAGGACUCUCUGAACUCUUGAAACCAGGUCAGGUUAGUUUGCACUUGGUUCCGGCAAUUUUUUUUUUAAUUUUUAUAAUUGCCUCCGAACUCCGUUGCAUGCGAUGAAGCGACCAAUCCAUCAAAUGUAUUAUAUAUUUCCUGCACUAUAUAACAGCUCCAGAUAUUCCCGCGCCCAGGUGAAAACCCUUGGAUCUAUCACAUGUACAGAAUAAUUCGUAAAUACUGACUAGAGUAAAAGCAGUGUUCGGAGAAUCGCAGCUCGCGAGCCGCGUGCGGCUCUUUAGUGACGUGAGUGCGGCUCGGUCAGUCGGCCACUAAUCGGUUUUAACUCGGAAAAAACUUGGUUCUUGACAAGUUCUUGAAAAGGGAGUUGUAGCUCAAAAAAAAAUGUUAAUCGUCUUCCUGGUGAUUUUUUGGCUCUUUUGUCUAAUGAGCUUGCCGACCACCGAGUUACGGUAGAGGAUGAUUCCAUGUGCUAAUAGUUAGGUAGAGGAUGAUUCCAUGUGCUCAUAGUUAGGUAGAGGAUGAUUCCAUGUGCUAAGAGUUAAGGUAGAGGAUGAUUCCAUGUGCUAAGAGUUAGGUAGAGGAUGAUUCCAUGUGCUCAUAGUUAGGUAGAGGAUGAUUAUAUGUGCUAAGAGUUACGGUAGAGGAUGAUUCCAUGUGCUAAGAGUUAGGUAGAGGAUGAUUCCGUGUGCUAAGAGUUACGGUAGAGGAUGAUUCCAUAUGCUAAUAGUUAGGUAGAGGAUGAUUCCAUAUGCUCAUAGUUAGGUAGAGGAUGAUUCCAUGUGCUAAGAGUUAAGGUAGAGGAUGAUUCCAUGUGCUAAGAGUUAGGUAGAGGAUGAUUCCAUAUGCUCAUAGUUAGGUAGAGGAUGAUUCCAUGUGCUAAGAGUUACGGUAGAGGAUGAUUCCAUGUGCUAAGAGUUAGGUAGAGGAUGAUUCCGUGUGCUAAGAGUUACGGUAGAGGAUGAUUACAUAUGCUCAUAGUUAGGUAGAGGAUGAUUCCAUAUGCUCAUAGUUAGGUAGAGGAUGAUUUCAUAUGCUCAUAGUUAGGUAGAGGAUGAUUCCAUAUGCUCAUAGUUAGGUAGAGGAUGAUUCCAUGUGCUCAUAGGUAGGGAGAGGAUGAUUCCAUGUGCUCAUAGUUAGGUAGAGGGUGAUUCCAUAUUCCAUGUGCUCAUAGUUAGGUAGAGGAUGAUUCCAUGUGCUAAGAGUUAAGGUAGAGGAUGAUUCCAUGUGCUAAGAGUUAGGUAGAGGAUGAUUCCAUGUGCUCAUAGUUAGGUAGAGGAUGAUUCCAUAUGCUCAGAGUUAAGGUAGAGGAUGAUUCCAUAUGCUCAAAGUUAAGGUAGAGGAUGAUUCCAUAUGCUCAGAGUUAAGGUAGAGGAUAAUUUCAUGUGCUAAGAAUUGCGGUGGAGGAUGAUUCCAUGUGCUAAGAAUUACGGUAGAGGAUAAUUCUAUGUGCUCGCUAAAACAAACCUUUUUUUCUUUAAUAUCCCCAUAAAAUAUGGAAUGGCUAUUACCCCUCAUAUUAAUGAGAUGUGAUAAGAUGAGGUAUUAAGCUACUGCAGCAUCAACGGCGUUCAAUAUAAUUUGAAGGGCUCAAAGGAAAAACCAGUGAUGUCAGGUUUUGAGAGUUUUGAGAAAAUUAAAUUUAAAGUUUGAAAAUUCCUCAUAAAAGUAUGAACAUAUCAAGAUGUCUACGUAUUUAUUUAUUGAGUAUGCUGCUUUUUCAGUUGGACCUAUGUAUCACAUUAAUCUAUUAAAUAGAAUGUAGCAUAACAUAGAGAUAACAUAGAAAUUUUGAAAAACUGACAUCACUGGUUUUUCCCCUGAACCCGUCAAUUGCAUGCCAACAGGUUAAAAAAAAACACACGAAUCUUAGCGGCAAUAUGUAUCUUUAGAUCUCCAACAACUUGAAGUGAGAGGCGACUCAAGCCAUAGCAUCCAUAGAGUGUCAUUCCAUACGGACAUUGAUUAUAUGAACAAAUUACUUUGCCCCCCUCCAGCACCAUUGCUCCAUGAACUGAACCCUUCCAACACGAACUCCAAUAAUGAACUUAGCCUUUAUUUCUUCAGUCAUGAACGCACAACCAACUAGAAAAGAUGCAAAUUUUAAAAUAUUUGUGUAUGUUUUAAUUAUUUUGAGUUUUUAUACGUCUUUUAAUAUAUUUUUUUUUUAUAUUUUUAUAUAAGUUUUAUAUAUUUGUAUAUAUUUAUAUAUGUUUUUUGUAAAGUUUUAUAUCUUUUUAUAUAUUUUAUAUUGAGUGUUAUAUGUUUAUAUAUUUUUUUAUACAUAAUAUAUUUUUCAGUACUGCUACACGAACUUCAAGAUCUGCUCGUCGAUGUCAGAACAGCAGACAAACUACUCGGAGCACGCAUGCGCGUGCAUGAUGUUGCGCGAGAAGGUCUACAAGAUCUGGAUCAGGCAGACCGCCCCCUUUUUGUACAGGCUGUGCAGUUUCAGGGCCAGGAUGACCUAUGAUAAGGGCUUUAAGAUGUUCUACCCAAACAAUGAUACCAGCGAUGUCGCCAUGAGUAACACCGUACACGUAGCCAACAUCUUCAGUGAGUCCCGAUGUCUAUGGGAAUUGAUGUACUCUUAAGUUGGGACUUGUGGGGUUUAAUGAAGAUUUAACUCCUCAGUGAGUCCCGAUGUCUAUGGGAAUCGAUGUCCUCUUAAGUUGGGACUUGUGGGGUUUAAUGAAGCUUUAACUCCUCGGUGAGUCCCGAUGUCUAUGGGAAUUGAUGUCCUCUUAAGUUGGGACUUGUAGUGGGGUUUAAUGCAGCGUUAACUCUUCGGUGAGUCCUGUGAAGUCAACUGCUGCUCUUGUGCCACACCUGAGUCCUGUGAAGUCAACUGCUGCUCUUGUGCUACACCGGCCGACCGGAUACCCAUAGGUUGAUAUGCCCCCCUCCCACUCGUAAGGAAAGUGAGUCGAGUUAAGUUACGGGCGGGGGCUGUCCUACCCGGAGGAGAUCUCCAGCGUGCCGCUUAGCGGCCCGAUAUUUAAGGGGACUUUUCGGGCUUGGGUGGGGGUUGCUUUGAUAAGGGUAUAAGUAGCGUAAGUUGACGGCUCCCUGGGGCCAUUUCCUAAGAUUCAGUUUCAGUGAGUACUCAUUAUGGGACUUAAUGUAGAUGGCCUCUUUCGCGUUGAUAUAUAAUGGGACAAAGCAAAGAAUCUGUCUAUAUAUAAUUCGCCAGCGAAAAAUAGGUCAAACAACAGUACCACGCAGGCUAUAUAUAGAUACGCCAGAGCAAGCAAGACAUAUACAUUUUUUAAAAAUAUAAAUUUUAAAAGCAUAUCAAUUUAAAUAAAAUGUCUUCGCUGAUAUGCUUGAAAUGAUUAAAAAUGUCAUUGAGUUAAUCAUUUAGGAAUGACUUGUUAAAUUUGACUUUGUAUUUCAAUCUAGAGGCGAGUCUAUAUAAUAACACUUUGGAUAAGUUCUACAAGGAGAAAAACAUGGACGACUUUUUGAACACCGAGGCUUUCAUGGGUCAUAAUAUAGGCCAGAGAUGCUACGGUCCUGGUAAGUUAUUACGUCAUAGUAUUGGGCCCGAGAUGCCACGAUGCUGGUAAGUUGCUACGUCAUAAUAUAGGUCAGAGGUGCUACGAUCCUGGUAAGUUGCUACGUCAUAGUAUUGGGCCCGAGAUGCUACGGUCCUGGUAAGUUAUUACGUCAUAGUAUUGGGCCCGAGAUGCCACGGUGCUGGUAAGUUGCUACGUCAUAAUAUAGGUCAGAGGUGCUACGAUCCUGGUAAGUUGCUACGUCAUAGUAUUGGGCCCGAGAUGCUACGGUCCUGGUAAGUUAUUACGUCAUAGUAUUGGGCCCGAGAUGCCACGGUGCUGGUAAGUUGCUACGUCAUAAUAUAGGUCAGAGGUGCUACGAUCCUGGUAAGUUGCUACGUCAUAGUAUUGGGCCCGAGAUGCUACGGUCCUGGUAAGUUAUUACGUCAUAGUAUUGGGCCCGAGAUGCCACGGUGCUGGUAAGUUGCUACGUCAUAGUAGUCGCCCGAGAUACUACGGUACUGGUAAGAUACAACGUCAUACCAUUACAGUAGGUUAUUACGUGACCAGGCAAGUUAGCUGUGGUACUGGCACGCUAGUGUGUCUUCAAUAAGUGCUGUAUUCAGUGCUCACCAUGUCUUACAGUAAGUGUUGUUUUUUUUUGUAGUAUGUUUUUUUAGUGUCUUACACUGGCGAGAUAUCUUUUUAAGUGUUCUCCUACUGCUCAUAUGUUUUUAAUGUCACGGCAAUUCUAUCAGACAAUGACUGUAUAAUUUUUACAGUAUAAAUUUACCAGCUUUUUUUUUUUUUUGGUAAAUCAUUCUAUAAAAUGAUGCCUUGUGUUUACAGACAUUAUCCUCGUAUUCACCGGAGUGUGGCUCCUCCUCGAAAACCUUCGUGUGAUUUAAUAAAACGAGGGGGCAGGGGGCCUUGCUGAAGCUGGUCUCCAUCAGGUCGCCCCAUUCGUAUUUAGGACAUGACACAAGACCCAUCUACAUAUCUUAAUUUUUUUUAAAAAUAGAAAUUUUGGUUAAAAAAUUAGCACCAACUACAUAUCACUGGGCACGCAAAAGUAGCAUUUUAUUAUUAUUUUUGUUUUGAAAUGCCUAAAUAGUUUCUAUAUUAUUUUGUGUAUAAUUUGUUUGUAGAUUUAAAAAUGCAAAUAAUGUCAUAUUUAUUUUGAAGAGAUCGUAUUUGUGUUUGCAUUUAUAAAUAUAACCUUGCCCCGAUUAAAGUAUGUUGAUACCGAGUAAAACUGUUUUCAUCAUUUUUCAAAAUGAAUUAAGUUAGUCAUUG